UACAGCAGACUGUUCGGCGGCUGCUCGCUAGUCCGUUGCAUCAGCGCACGCAUUGAAAGUUUUGGGUUUGGUUAGACUGCGUUCCGGUUUGCUGUUCGUAAGGACUUCUUUAUUUCGUUAUGCUGUCGGGGCUGCAGUCGCACGCCAAUGCCGAAAGCCGUCUGCGCUGUUUUUACCUGUCCGUCGAAGAGCGGAUCAGGCGUAUCGCUACAUGCCUUUCCCCGCGAAGGGCCACGGCGGCAGAAGUGGAUCGAUUUCGUGCGCGCGUGUGGACAUGUGAACUGGGAUCCCGUGCAGAACAGUCGUACUUGUGGGCUACAUUUCGAGGCCCAAUGUUUCAUGCCAACGACACUGGACUUGGCGGACACGGGUCGUCCGAAAAAACCUAUUGCAAUCCUCAAGUCUGAUGCUGUACCGGGCAUUCGUCACGUUCACAGAAAGAAGGUCGUAAUCCACAGAUUCCCCGCUCCUGGGCAGAGUGAUACGAGACUGCCUAAGCGACCGCGACCCGAGACGUGCUCGGACAGAGGGCACGAGCCUGACAUCCCUGUACAACUGUCGACUGACCAUUGCGCAGUCAGCGACAAUGUCACUACAAUUUCAGGCUGUCACGUUGCAAAUGUCCACACACAAUGCGAUGUUGAAGAGAAGUAUACACAGGUGUCUCACAAACACGCAUCAAGUUCAACAGGCGUUCAGACAAGGCCAACAAUUAGCAAUGUCGGUGAGUAA
This is a messenger RNA of Rhipicephalus microplus (southern cattle tick), 732 nucleotides long. RefSeq lists its product as uncharacterized. The record is from RefSeq and is a predicted model, not a curated record. NCBI's taxonomy places the organism in Eukaryota, Metazoa, Arthropoda, Arachnida, Ixodida, Ixodidae.